AUGGCUGCCGAUCCUCUGCCCGAUCACCCUAAUGGAAGCUUGACCAACACCCGAGGAGCCAUACCUCUUAAUGAAGCGUUUGAGCGUCUCCGCUGGUCGGUCUUCGAGGACAUCACCAACAUCCUCGUUCUCGAUGAUCCAAAGACUGACCUAUCGCCUUUUGACGGUCACGCCAUCGCAUCAGAACCAGCUUCCGAAAUUCCUCUUACCAAGAUAGCCUUCAGCAUCGACGAGCUCAAUGAGUUUGCAGCUCUUGAAACAGGCUUCAGCGAUGACGAGUUCGACGAGCCUGGGUUUGAGGAAAAUCGUCGCUAUCAGCGACCAGAGCCCUUACUUGUUACCAGAACAGAUGGCGGUACUCUUACAGUUGCAGACGUCAUCCAACAACUAUCAGUCUACUUCCUCACUCACAAGGAAGACAUACUCAAGGCAAAAGCCUAUACGAAUGGGGACUCGAGCGACCACGGGGCGGACGACGAUCAAGCCGCCACUAAUACACUGGGCAAAGUUCGGGGUACAUCUCCCGGCACGAGAGUUUUCUUUGAUGGAUUCUUUGGUAUCAUAGAGCCCACUAUGGACUCUGUUCCUGUACUAUUGUGGGCUGAGGAGGAGAGUGCCUCGUAUCCGUUAGAUGAUAGACUGCGACAGUAG
This is a messenger RNA of Alternaria arbusti, 651 nucleotides long. RefSeq lists its product as uncharacterized. The transcript has a single exon. The record is from RefSeq and is a predicted model, not a curated record. Lineage: Eukaryota; Fungi; Ascomycota; Dothideomycetes; Pleosporales; Pleosporaceae. The coding region runs from base 1 to 651 and encodes 216 amino acids.